Molecule: messenger RNA, 2172 nt
Organism: Betta splendens (Siamese fighting fish)
Lineage: Eukaryota; Metazoa; Chordata; Actinopteri; Anabantiformes; Osphronemidae
Gene: tbx22
Product: T-box transcription factor 22
Exons: 8
Coding region: 296-1705 (469 amino acids)
Biological process (GO): positive regulation of DNA-templated transcription; cell fate specification; regulation of transcription by RNA polymerase II
Cellular component (GO): nucleus
Molecular function (GO): DNA-binding transcription factor activity, RNA polymerase II-specific; RNA polymerase II cis-regulatory region sequence-specific DNA binding
Source: RefSeq, a predicted model, not a curated record
CUGAAACGGAUGAAAGGGGAGAGGUAAAUAUUGUAAUGAGGACAAGAGGCGUGCCAGUAAUCAAGGAUUUUUGGAUGAAGGCGCGCGUCUGGAGGAACACAUGGGAACACGUCGGAUCAAUUACGCAGGGUCACGGAGCCGCCGUGCGAGAAGAGGGGCUCCUUGAGGCGCUGCCGCUGCUGCCGCUGCCGCUGCUGCCGACGCUGAAUGAGAUUAGGCACCGAAACGUGCGCCGCACCUAAAACUAAGUUUUGAAGGAUAUUAAACCAGAGGACGGGCGGUGCCGUGCGUCAAGAUGCAGGGUCUGAGCUCGCGGGCUCACGCGUUUUCGGUUGAAGCGCUCGUAGGGAAACCCUGCAAGAGGAUGAAAGUCUCAGAAGGACACGAACCGAGUUCAGCUGAAGACGGCGAUACGAGCAUCUUCACCGGACUGAGCCAGGCGAAGAAGGCAGCUUCAUCGUCCUGUGACCCGGGCAGACAGGCCGACGGGGCUGGAGAGGAGAGCGACCUGAGGGACGGCGACAGCCGCCCGGACGGAGAGGUCCGCGUGGAGCUGCAGGGCUCCGAGCUGUGGAAGAGAUUCUAUGAGAUCGGCACCGAGAUGAUCAUCACCAAAGCUGGCAGGAGAAUGUUCCCCUCGGUGCGCGUCAAAGUGCGCAACCUGGACCCGUGCCAGCAGUAUUACAUCGCGAUGGACGUCAUGCCCGUGGACUCCAAACGCUACAGGUACGUGUACCACAGCUCCCAGUGGAUGGUGGCCGGAAACACGGACCACUCCUGCAUCUCCCCGCGGCUCUACGUGCACCCCGACUCCCCGUGCGCGGGAGAGACGUGGAUGCGUCAGGUCAUCAGCUUCGACCGCGUCAAACUCACCAACAAUGAGAUGGACGAUAAGGGACAUAUUAUUCUGCAGUCGAUGCAUAAAUACAAGCCACGUGUGCACAUCUUCAGACACGACUCCCGGAUGGACCUGUCCCAGAUCCAGUCGCUGCCGGCCGAGGGAGUGCACACCUUCUCCUUCCCAGAGACCGAGUUCACCACAGUCACAGCGUAUCAGAAUCAACAGAUCACAAAGCUGAAGAUCGACAGGAACCCCUUCGCCAAAGGCUUCAGGGAUCCAGGGAGGAAUAGGGGGGUGUUGGACGGCCUGUUGGAGUCAUAUCCCUGGAGAGGCCCUCUCAACUUGGACCUGAAACCAUUCAACAUCCAGCUCCAAGGGACCUCAGGACCCCCGGCCAGCGGCGUGAAGGGCCUCCUCCCUCUCGCCCCGUCGUCCUCGCACCCUUUCUCCGUCUCCUGCCCGGACGCCUCCCUCCGCGCCCUCGGCCUCCCUCUCUACGCCAAGGCCUCGCCCGCCCCGCUGCCCGGCCGGGCCUUCUCCUCUCUGGGCGCCGACAGGCUGCGGGCUCUGCCCCCGCUGACGGACCUCUCGCUGCUGUCGGCCCUGCAGGCGAAGAAGCCCCCCCACUGCAGGGACCCGUGUCUGCACCCCCCCUGCCUGGUGCCCGUCCACAGCCCCCUCAGCUCCCAGGGUCCCUCGCUCCUGCCCCAUCUGCUUGACGGCCCGUACUGCCUGUACCGCUACAGCCUCCCCCUGAACCCCCAUCUCACGGCGCUCUCGCAGCACGCCAAGCUCGCCGAAGACGCCACAGACUGUCUGCUGCGCCAGUCCCCGUGGCUUCCAACCUCCAACCACGGCCUCUGACAGCCGGGCCGAACUCGCAGGCUCUGGCCCAUAAGCCAAGGCCUAUUGCCACGAAGGAGAAGGAGCAAAAGGAGCAAUAAAGGGCCGAGCUGCGAAUGAAGGGACACGCUUGUAUUUGAACCUUUUUGAACCAUGUUGGAUUUAUCAGCACAAGGCUGACCUGGACGCACCGCCGUGAGCCAAGAACGACAGUGGAGCUGGACAAAAAAGGAGCAAACUGUCCCCAGCUUUUGCCAAAGAGCCUCCGCUGUACGGCCCGAACUAUGUAAAAUACCAAAACUGAACAUGGGAACGACUGUUAACCGGCAAUUAAAGUAUUUUUCAUAUUUUUGUUGAGAUCUCGAGUCAGUGUUCAAAAUGUUUUAUUCCGUCCGCAGCACACGUAAACAGAGUGGAUGAGGAAACAGCUUUUUCAUGUUUUCCACUCUCACCGAAACGAAAUCACGACACAGAACCUCACACACAUG